Messenger RNA from Cynoglossus semilaevis (tongue sole), 4411 nucleotides. RefSeq names its product fibroblast growth factor 20. The record is from RefSeq and is a predicted model, not a curated record. Gene Ontology annotation, molecular function: growth factor activity. Bases 2835 to 3521 code for a protein of 228 amino acids. The transcript has 3 exons. NCBI's taxonomy places the organism in Eukaryota, Metazoa, Chordata, Actinopteri, Pleuronectiformes, Cynoglossidae.
UCUCUGGAUGGGGAUGAUCAUACAGUAAGUGAUCACGCUGUCAAUAUUCACGAGUCUUCACUUUCAUUAAGGUGUGUGCAGUAUCACAUUACUGUAGCACUGGGAAAUCAGGGUUCAAAGCAGUCACUGGAAACUAAUAUCAAAGAUGAGUUCCCCAUUUCAGUUUUUCAUGUACGACUAAUGUUAACCUGAUGGGGCAUUUCUGGGCCUUUGAUGCUAAGAGAAUAAAGGAACAGAAAUUAAUAGAUGGGUGGUGUCACCUGUUCACACAUGAAGCACUGAAGAUCACUCAGAAAUAAGAACCAUUUAGCCAAGCAGUUAAAACCCAUCAAACAAUGACAAUCAAAACCACACACACUUUAAGGGGGAAUUUACCCCAAUGUGACUCUUUGAUUUAUAUUUCUCUUCAUUAGUCGAAUGUGAUUAUUCUCUUAGAGCUGACUAAUAACGGCAACGUGUUUGGCUGUUUCAAAUUUGAAAUGACAAAUGAUAUCUUUGAAGACGAGACACCAUCAAAACAACCUGAAGAGGCUUUUUAAAACAAAACUGUGUGAAAAAUGAAUAAAACAUGACGAUAUGUUUCCGUAGUCCUUCUAAAUGCGGGACCCGUGGAGUUCCACAGACCUCAGUUUGGAAAACACUUGCAUUACUAACCUUAAGGCUACUUAUUUAAUUAUUCCAUUAUCCCUGCAUUCGAUUAGGUUGCAAUUUCUUUGUGUGUGUGUGUGUGUGUGUGUGGGUGGUUGGUCGCAGAGUGGGGGUGUAACCCUGGGGCCUCCUCCUCCUCCUCCUCCUCAUUGUCCUCCUCCAGGACUGCAGGCUUGGCUUCAUUUUCUGUCCCCUGUCACAGUCAGAGCAGUAAACCAGAGCAGCGUGUAUUUCACAGCGCGGUGACCAUGGGAGCUGUUCACUUGGCUCCCUGAGUUGAAAUGUGCCGUUGAGGUUGACGUCUUCAUUCUGCCCAGGUCGAUAGGCAAUACAUCAGGAUCCGAUCAGCCCGGGGGCGAUUCUGAUCGAUCCUGUCUCUUCAAAAAAAACUUCAAUUUUUUUGCUGGUCAUAAAUACUAAUGAGGCGGGGGAGAGAGGGAGAAGGGGACACGCCAAUCACACGCGGGCCUUUAUGUCCCCAUGCAGGGACUGUCCAUGACUUAUUAUUAUACGGUAGAACAGAGAAAAGCACGCAGGCGUCGUCUAAACACAGCAUCGCAUUUCUUGUCCCCGCGUCUCCCUCGGGAUCGUCACAGAAAUUCCCAUUCGUUUGAAGAAAUGACCGGUGUGGUCACGUGGACGCGAACACCUCUGCACCUUCCACUCAUUUAUCAACACGAUUCCCAGGGGAGGGGGCAGCUGUGAGGACACGCGCACGAGUCUGAGUCUGUCAAAAUCGAUGCCAUGAUAUAGACCAGUGGAGCACACGCGCCUGCGCCUCUCCGCCGAGAACUGCGGUGUGGCCCCGCUGCCAAUAAGACUUGGAGGGAUUGGAUUGGAAAUAAAAAGAAUAAAUAAAAUGAUUUAAAAUUUGCAUACACCAAAACAAAACUGACUUCUUCAUACAAUGCACUAAUUUCCCCAGUGUGAAGUUCGUCAAGCGUUAAGUGUUGGGUUAUUUUCCUUUGUGAGGCUGCAGUUCAAACAGGUUUAUUCCCAUAUUGGCCGAUCCUUCACAAGAUCCCACACUUUGAAGCCUGCGCGUCUUUGAUUCGUCUUUUAAGACCACAAUUAAGGAUAUAUGGGCUGUUCAAAGCGUUGUGGAAAGAUCAAUGAGGGGAUUGACAGUCAAGUGAUGUCGUUUGCACAGGUGUGUGUGUGUGUGUGUAUGCGCGCGCGCGAAUGCAGUGUCUGUGUAAAGCUGCAGUAAACGCGCGUCUGUGUUGCAUAAAACAGGGGCAAUAAAUCAACAGCUGAGUGUGAAAAUUACGCAAAUAGGGGCUUUCCUCUGCCUCCUGAGUCAUUCAGAAAAGUGGGCGUGCGCCUGUGAAGCGUUCAGACUAAUGGCGAUAUCACUUUUUAGUUGGUGUGACAUGCACUGACCUACUGUCUCACCGCGCACAAGUUGAUGCAGAGUUGCGCACUAUAUUGCGACACAUUCAACGUUAAAAAAACGCCCGGUGUCCAGGCCUGCUGUAGAUGUCUUCACGGGGCAAAUAAGAAAUUGGGGUUAAUUCUAUGAGGAAUUGUUUCAAUUUCCUCUCCAAGCUCCUGCAGAGUGAUCCCUGCACUGACACGGAACAUGAAAGGUGAGAGAGGCAGAGGAGAGGAGAGGAGAACAGAGGAGAGGAGAGGGAUGAAGGGGUUCCGUUUCAAACAGGAGCACAAAUGAGCCGUAAAGGAGAGGAGAUCCGGAGACAUUUGCAUUAAGAGGCAACUUAAGGUUGAUUUCUGAUACGGAGUCCUGAUUUAUAGGAGGUGCUGGUCUAACUGUGGGAUUAAUAGAGAGAGAGAGCGAGAGAGAGAGGGAGGGAGAGAGAGAGAGAGAGGGAGGAAAAUCCUGAUGUGCACUAGAGCAAAGGGGAGUAUCCCGAGGUGAGGGGAGACAUAGAAAGCGGCCACAAAUCAGUAGAGGAGAAGAUAAAUAGAAGAGAGGAGGAGGUGACGGAGCAGAGCAGCAGCAGAGCCUCCCUCAAUCACCCAGCGGAAGUUUAACGUCAAUUAGCGGAGCUCUUAAUGAAGGCUGUGGGUGACUGCGCCAAGACGCGCACUGAUUGUGGAUUUCUCUUGUUUUGCGAUCAACUUUCCCUUUUGUCCAUCCUUCUGUGGCUAGUACCGAGGCUUCCCGUCUGUCCUCUUGGUUCGGAUCUGUUGCACCGCAAACCGGACCGGCUCUUUUAUCUGUGAUGGGGGCAACGGCCGAGGUGGGGAGUUUUGCCAACGCAUUUCUGGACAGCUUUGGACACGCGGGUGCCGCUCAGGCUGCCGUUGGCUCUCAUUUCGUUCUUACCCCAGCUGGGCCCAUGGACUACAACUCUGCAAGUGGACUGAUCACGGGAGGACACGGGCUGCAGCAGCAGGAGCACCUCGUGUCCGCGGAGAGGCUGUCCCGGAGCCUGGCGGACCUCAGUCAUCUGAAGGGGAUUCUGAGGCGGCGACAGCUCUACUGCAGGACGGGCUUUCACCUGGAGAUCCAUCCUGAUGGCACCAUACAGGGGACCAGAAAGGACCACAGUAGAUUCGGUAUCCUGGAGUUCAUCAGUCUAGCUGUGGGACUGGUCAGUAUAAGAGGAGUGGACAGCGGCCUCUAUCUUGCCAUGAACAGCAAAGGAGAACUCUAUGGAUCGGAGAAGUUGUCAGCUGAAAGUGUUUUCAGGGAGCAAUUUGAAGAAAACUGGUACAACACUUAUUCUUCCAACAUCUAUCGACACGGAGAUAAAGGAACAUUUUACUUUGUUGCUCUAAACAAAGACGGCACCUCUCGAGAUGGAACGCGGUCAAGGCGACACCAGAGGUUUACCCACUUCCUACCGAGGCCUGUAGACCCAGACAGAGUACCUGAGUUGUACAGGGACUUACUGGGCCAAAGCUGAGACUGUGACUGUGCCGUAUUUGGACCUUGUCAGAGUCAAGUGUGCGCAAAUCCCGAACUCCUCUUGAAGACAGAGGGAGAUCUCUGAUCUAGGCCAAACUAGUUCAUUUGAUGUGCACCAAAAUCACCGCCUCACUUCGGUGAAAGGAAAGAAGGAACUUCAACAUCUCCGUCUGAGAUUGAGGCCAUGGAACGAUCUUCCAUGGAAGUCGUAAAGGCUCUACGAUGGACAGAGAGGCUUUCUCGCACCUUUACUGGCCUGUGCAGUGGCUCUGAUGUCAGAACAAAUACAACAGAUUUCUUUUGAGUUACAACCAAUGAUAUCAACUACCUGCAUGUUUCAAAGAAAAACAUCCCCAGGCUGCUAUCAUUUCUAAACUGUGUGGCUGUUCAGUCUAAUCAUUUUUACUUCUCUGUAGACCUUGUGAUGUUAUACACUAUGUGGCUGCUAUGUAAAAGAUUUAUUCAAAUUGAUCAUUACACUGAGUGGGCGGUUUACACUAAAAGGUAGUUUUAUGCACUGGAAAGCAGACGUUUUUGUUGUAGAAAACCGGUCUGCAUCUGGCUGACUUUGUUAAUGACAUGGCUGGGCUCUUCUCUGAACUCCUACAAAGACCAGAUGCUCAGAAUGUGACUCGUACGAGGAUGGAGUAUGGGCCAACAAAAGAAAGAGCCCGGAUGCAUUUUUUUAAGGAUUUCUUCUGUAGUACACCAUGUACUCUGGUGGAACUCUAUAAAGACUCACUAAAAGGAUUUGUUGAAUUCCAGCUGACCAAACUGAGAGGUUUUUGACAGAUGUUUGUUGACAGAUUUUAUUCUUAUUUAUGAGUUUCUUUUUUUAACCUAGGACAAACAGUAUAUUUAUUUCAUAUAUUUAUUUAUUUUUAGGAA